Molecule: messenger RNA, 2250 nt
Organism: Sorghum bicolor (sorghum)
Lineage: Eukaryota; Viridiplantae; Streptophyta; Magnoliopsida; Poales; Poaceae
Product: probable protein phosphatase 2C 64
Exons: 5
Coding region: 431-1726 (431 amino acids)
Biological process (GO): protein dephosphorylation
Molecular function (GO): protein serine/threonine phosphatase activity
Source: RefSeq, a predicted model, not a curated record
CAGCCCCAGCGUCGUCUUCUUUCUCCGUGACUCGGAGCUGUCUGCCUCACCCUCACUGCCUCUGCCUCUGCGUGCGUGCGUCACUGCCGUGCCGCUGCGCCCGCUCGCCCGCUCCCGCAAUAAAUAAACUCGCCUCUCGCCUCUCUCUCUCUCUCUCUCUCUCCCCUCCGUUCUCACCUCCCUCUCAUCCAGGGACCCGCCUUGACUUUUCACGUUGCGUUUGAGCGGUGCUGCUGAUCUGCGAUUCCUCUUCUCUCCACUCCACACCUGACCUGACCACCCGAGAGGGAAUCAUCAUCCCUCUUGCCCGCGGCGGCGUUGGCGUUGGCGGCAUCUUUGGUCUCCGUGCGGGUGUUUCUGUCCGGCGUUUACUUGCCGGGCCAGCGCGGCAUUGGAGGAGGAAGAGGGAGGGAGAUCGGAGGCGUGAUCGAUGGGGAACUGCGUGGCGAGCGGGGGCACGACGACGGUCACGGCGGCAGGUGCUGCAGGGGAGGACGGGAGGCGGCGGGGGAGGAGAUGGAAGGCGCCGCGGGAGGAGCAGCUCGGUUCGGUCCCCGGCCGGAUCUUCUCCAACGAUGGCCGCAGCCGCACCGCCGCCGUGUUCACGCAGCAGGGGCGGAAAGGGAUCAAUCAGGACGCCAUGCUUGUCUGGGAUGGGUUCGGCGGGGAGGACGACGUCGUGCUGUGUGGGGUGUUCGACGGGCACGGCCCGCAUGGCCACCUGGUGGCGCGCAGGGUCCGCGACGCGCUGCCGCUCAAGCUCAUGUCCGCAGUGCGCGCGUCCAAGGCUGGCUUGGACAUGCCCGCCGCCGCGUGGAGGAAGGCCUUUGCGAGCGCCUACAAGGCCAUGGACAAGGAUCUUCGCUCCCACGCCAUCCUAGAUUGCUUCUGCAGCGGGAGCACCGCCGUCACCGUCCUCAAGCUCGGCUCGGAUCUCUACAUGGCCAACAUUGGUGACUCACGCGCCGUGCUAGGCUCGAGGGACAGUGGCGGCGGUGGCGGCAUGGUAGCCGUGCAACUUACUGUUGACCUCAAACCGGAUGUUCCCAGCGAGGCAGAACGGAUUAAGAAGUGCAGGGGCAGGGUAUUUGCUCUUCAGGACGAACCGGAGGUGCCGCGGGUCUGGCUGCCGUUCGACGACGCGCCAGGCCUGGCAAUGGCCCGGGCGUUUGGGGACUUCUGCCUCAAGGAUUAUGGUGUCAUUUCGGUUCCAGAGUUCUUCCACUGGUCGCUCACGGAGAAGGACCAGUUUGUCAUCCUUGCAUCAGAUGGGGUGUGGGAUGUCCUUAGCAACCAGGAGGCUGUUGACAUUGUGGCAUCGUCCCCAAGCCGAUCUAAGGCUGCAAAAUCCCUAGUCGAGGCCGCUACCCGUGAAUGGAAAACCAAGUACCCGACAUCAAAGAUCGAUGACUGUGCAGUGGUUUGCCUAUAUUUGGACGGCAAAAUGGACCAUGAGCGUGACUCUACGGCCUCCAUGGACAACAUCAGCCUCGAAGGUUCAGUUGCAGACCCAAAUGAAGCUCCGGAGCAGGAGCCAGCGCUGACCCGCAACUUCACAGUCAGGACGGUAGCCGGAAGCGCCCAUGAGAAGGCACUGUCGGGCGCGGUAGAUGCAGUUGUUGCCGGCGCAGCCCACGAUCAGAAUUGGUCAGGCCUUGAUGGAGUGACGCGGGUGAACUCACUCGUCCAGCUUCCCAGGUUCUCCGAGGAGAAGGCGAUUGGCUGAUGAACUGCAAUUCUUUGGUUUUUAAUUAACUUAUUUUCUCCUGUUUGAAAAUUUAGUUUAGUUGCCUGUUGUUUGAGAGGAAAGGUAGAAAUGAAACAUGGUCUUGUGAUUUGCAUCGGGCGCGUAGCUAGUGUGUUUGAGCCACACUGUGGUUAGAGUGUUUGUGAGCUGCGACUUUUAACACAGCAAAAUUGUGCUUUUCUGAAGUACAAAGGGUUGAUCCUGUCCUGUGUUCUACCUUCAGGUAUGAUAAGCAUGCCUGAAAGGUGAAACAGCAAGCAGCAAGGGCACCUUUGUUCAGAGCUUGCAGUUUUGCUGUGUUUAAACGAACAGCUCGUGCUCUCACAGUGGGCGCAAACGCAUGCUAGGCGCCAGUCAUCUGGGAUGAUGACGCUGUCGGGUGACCUGUAAAUUCCACCAUCGUCCACCGGCACUUGGCUUUUGUAAAGAGAUGCGUCUGUCUGGGCUUUUCCCGGGCGUAGCUUUUGUUGACAGGGCGCCGAGGGCUUUGUGUGUCGGCUUUA